GGGAAGGUUGUCUCGGUAGGACGUCGGUUUUGCUACCCUGUUUGUCACUUGUGUAGUUACAAAUGUCGUUUACUGGAAUGUGAAGAAAUGAACGGUAAUUUGAGGUGUUCGCGUUGUCGAGCUGUUGUGGCUGCCGGGAGAGAACACUUUAGGUUUGCAGUCGCUCUUCGCCUCGUGUGUGAAAACGAUGAAAUGGUUGAUAUCGUGAUUUUUGGAGAGAGACUUGAAGUUGUGUUUGGAGGGUCUGCGGAUGAGAUAAUGAGAAUUAUUUCUCAAUCUCAUCUGUCUCCUGAUUGUGUUUACACUGUCUUGGAAGAAUAUUUUAUUGGUAGCUGGUUUCAUUUCUCAGUGCAAGCACUGCAAAGUAAUAGUACCAGAUUGUCAAGAGCAUCCAAUCGAAGCUACAUAUCACACUCUAUAAAACCUAUGUCAACAUCAGCAAUAGAGAAGUGUAUCAUACGAUUGCUGACAGAUGCAACAAAUCAACAUAAGUCAUGUUCUACAGUGUUAUGCCAAUCAACAGACAUGUGUAAUGCUGCUAGCAGAACAUCAUACAGUCAACCUUUGCCUGUGACAUUCUUUCCUAAAUCUAGUAGACUCACUGUUGAUAACGAGGAAUCACACAUGCUUUCCACUUGGGAUCCUUCUCAACCUAAAACACAGCUGGAACUAGAACCGUGUUUUAUUGGCAAAGACACAUCAGAGACUAAAGCAUUUCUGAAGACUGACAUUCAAUGUGCCAGGUGUGACGAUGCAGAGAGAGCCAGGAUGAACUGGAAAUUAAGUCCAAGUGGGCAUGACUCUGUGGGUUUGGAUGAUACUUUGGCACAUUUGCUGUCUGGUACAUUGGAUACCUUUGCAGUAGGCCAAAUUAUGUCUGGGACAUUGGAUAUCUCUACAGAAAGUGAAAUUAUGACAAUUAUUAAGUCAAAGCAGCAUGAUGUCCACACCUUGUGUGUGGACAAAUCUUUGACCAUGCCAAGUUCAAGUAAGGAACUUGGCUUUCAUGAACUAGAUGCUCGUGGAUGUCAUCUGUCCGAUGUUGUGGACUCACAUCACUGUUGGCUAGUCGAAUUUGACGACCCUGUUUUUUGUCAGCGAUUCUUCUCCACUUUUCAGGAAAGUUCUGAAACCAAGCUGCCCGAGGAAUGGCGCCAAGAUCAGCAGGUGGAGAGUCCUAUCAGCAAAAUAGCUCUAAAUAGGCAGGACAGGAUAUUAACUGGGUGUACAGCUGCCUCUAAUGGUCUCUCAUCAGGGUGCUCAAUGCAAAACUCAGGAACCUCAGGGUUUGGAUUGUGGUCAGUGAAUCAACAUUUAGCAAGCUGUAGUGAUUUGAAGACCUCAUACCAAUGUGAAACCUUUCCUGUGGAUGGUGAGAGUAUCCCGUCGCCUCGAUUUGUUUCGACUCCAUUGCAUGUAGCUAAGAAACGAUGUGUGCAAGUGACACCUCUAGAAACAAAGACUGGGUUCAAUAGGUAUGACUGUGGUUCUCCCUUGCUGUUCAGUGAGUCAGAUAAUGAAAAGUCCAGAACUGAAGUGGAAUCUAGUGUCAAUUGUGGAGUCACAGUAAAUCUUGGUUACACUCCAGAGCUUUUUAGUCAAUAACAACAUGACUUGAUAUGCUGGUUAUUGCCAGAGUACAUACUGUAUAACCCUGGUAGGUUGAAUCAACUUGUCUUUGAUUAAUUGAGCAGUUGGAGUUUUCUGUAGGGAGCUUUGAUCAGUUGUGAUACAUACGUUUUAAGUUGUGGUCAUCAAUUAACUCUAAGCCAACAUCUCUAUCAGAUAGGAUGGUUGUAUUGACUUGUUUGUGUUGGAUACUUUGUGACAACGUAUUGGACCUACAUGGUGGAUGAAUUUUGUUUAGGUACAUUGCUAUCAGAUAUUACGGUUUGUGUGAUUUGCUUCUUGUUUUUGUUUUGUUUCUGUGUAAGGUAACCUGUGUGUCUGUCACAGUGUCUGUGGUAUGCAAAUCAUAACAUUUGCAACAUCAACGCUUAAUACAAAAGGAAAGCAAUUGUUGAAACUAAAGCUUUAAUAACUAUGCCUUGUUAAUUGAAUUACAAAUUAUGAACUACAAAAAUACAAUAAACUGAAACUUUAUAACUUCUUGUUUGUUUUAAUUGGUGUGCUGGUCUGUUUGUUUACCUGAAUGUCUGUUGAUUUGUCUGAGGGCUUGCUCAUACUUGCUGUUGAUAGUGAUCAACAAUACAAUAAUAGAUUACAUACAACAGUCUGGGACUUAAUUUAUCAAUUAAGAGUGUAAGAUGAUU
Messenger RNA from Corticium candelabrum, 2273 nucleotides. RefSeq lists its product as uncharacterized. Lineage: Eukaryota; Metazoa; Porifera; Homoscleromorpha; Homosclerophorida; Plakinidae. The coding region runs from base 88 to 1605 and encodes 505 amino acids. The record is from RefSeq and is a predicted model, not a curated record. The transcript has 2 exons.